Messenger RNA from Clupea harengus (Atlantic herring), 4299 nucleotides. It is a transcript of the gene amd1, whose product is annotated as adenosylmethionine decarboxylase 1. Lineage: Eukaryota; Metazoa; Chordata; Actinopteri; Clupeiformes; Clupeidae. The record is from RefSeq and is a predicted model, not a curated record. Gene Ontology annotation, molecular function: adenosylmethionine decarboxylase activity. Gene Ontology annotation, biological process: spermidine biosynthetic process; spermine biosynthetic process. Bases 220 to 1020 code for a protein of 266 amino acids. Gene Ontology annotation, cellular component: cytosol. The transcript has 8 exons.
UGAUGGUGUGCUUACGUACAAAAGCAAUGUAUUAUUUGUUUAUUCAAAGAUAAAUUGUGUACAUCACUGACAUGAUUUACAUCCUCAGUUUCCUUCUUUCUCUCUCUGUCUACAUUUUGCAGGUUUGAGUGGGACAAACUUCUGGAGAAUGUGCACUGUUUGAUCAUUAGUGUGACAAAAACCGACAAGCAGGAAGCUUAUAUACUCAGUGAGAGUAGCAUGUUUGUCUCCAAGAGACGUUUCAUUUUGAAGACAUGUGGUACCACCCUCUUACUACAAGCGCUGGUGCCCCUGCUGGAGCUCGCCAGAGAGUACUGCGGCUUUGAUGCCAUUGAGAAUUUCUUCUAUUCUCGCAAGAACUUCAUGAAGCCCAGCCAUCAGGAGUUCCCUCACCGGAAUUUCCAGGAGGAAGUGGAUUUUCUGAGCCAGAUUUUCCCGAACGGGGCAGCCUACUGUAUGGGCCGAUUGAAUUCUGACUGCUGGUACCUUUUUACUCUGGACCUGCCAGAGUUUUGGGAGAACAAGCAUGCGGAUCAGACCCUGGAAGUUCUGAUGAGCGAUCUUGACCCAGCGGUGAUGGACCAGUUCUACAUGAAAGACGGUGUUUCUGCAAAUGAUGUCACUCGUAUGAGUGGAAUACGUGACCUGAUCCCAGGUUCUGUGAUUGAUGCCACAAUGUUCAACCCUUGUGGAUAUUCAAUGAAUGGAAUGAAAACGGAUGGAACUUACUGGACGAUCCACAUCACUCCAGAGCCAGAGUUCUCUUACGUUAGCUUCGAAACCAACCUCUCCCAAUCAUCCUAUGAAGAUCUCAUCCGCAAGGUUGUGGAUGUCUUCAAGCCAGGGAAAUUUGUGACCACGCUUUUUGUCAACCAGAGCUCCAAAUGUCGCAGUGUUUUCUCCUCCGCCCAGAAGCUUGAGGGCUACAAGCGCCUGGAUCGCCAGUUGGCCCAAUUCAACGAUUACAAUUUUGUUUUUAACAGUUACGCCAUGAGCCGCCAGCAGAACCAGCAGAGCUGAACGAGAGAAAUGAAGAAAAAGCGUAAAAAGAAAGGCGGACUCCGGGAGCGAUUGCUCGGCGUCCGUCUUCCUCCUCCUUCUCCUCCUUCUCCUAUUUCCUCUGUUCUACUGUCAUUCUGUGUUGAGGUUCUUGGCCAUGAUAAGGAUUAUAGCGCCGAGGCCAAGAGGUUUAGUUUCCCCCUGUCAAGUUUGAAUCGUAUGCCUACUACUUGUACCUAUAACUUAGCUAUCUUGCAUGAAAGCUCUCCUGUUCGUGUAGAUAUCCUAGCUCACUCUUGCUGUGAUCUUGAAGUGCAUGUAGAGGAAUUACAGCAGCUCUGUUUGGGGCGGUGGGGGAGGGGGCGAGGGCUUCGUCCUCCCUUCCGCCGCCACGGCCCCUUCCUGCAGGUGUCCCCCCUCAUCCCCCACAGACAAGGCUUCCGUGCUCACUAGGCCUGAACCCUGGCAUGCUGAGAUUGGGCCUCCAACUCUAAUGCACAUUGUGUGGUUCCACCAAGCCCCUCCUGUGCCUCACAGCUCUCUAGAUCUUUCUAGAUCCUACUCUCUCACUCUUUUAAGUCUCUUAAGCUGAUAGUCGCGGUGCAAGAAAAUAACACACAACAGUUUGGGUAGCUUGAGUUUCUUCUUCUUCUUCUUUUUUUUUUUUUUUUUUAAUAGAUAUCUCGUCCCCUUGUGUGUGUGGUUUGGUUGUUCUUGCACACAGGCUUAUUUUAGCAAGUAGUAGCAGCAGAGAGCUCACUACUGAGUCACCUGGAUGGUCGUUUCAUUUUUCACUUGGAUUAAGCCCAUGGCCAUUUCCAAGGCUGAGUUUUCCAAAGUUUUUCACCCCAACUCUGGUUAUGCGAUUUGCUGUUAAUUCACUGGUGUUGGUGUCCACUUCAAUAAUCUGAAGUGAAGUGAUCCAGGCAAUUGUAAGGUUUCAGUUUGGGUGUGUCUUCUGAUCCCAGUUGAAUGUAGAUGUUAACCAAGGACACUGCAAUUUAAAAAACAAAACAAAAAAAAAACAUUUUUGGAGUUUGAAUGUAGUUCCAUUUGAAAGCUGGAUCUGGGAGAAAAUAAGGAUAGUUGAAGGUUGUAGUUGGCCUUUCCUGUAGAAUGUUUAUAUACUGAGGACACCUUAGGUGUGGGGUCUACACCUGGCCUCGCCAACAGCACUGGGGUCAUUGUUUGAUAGGAGGUGGGGUGUGAGUGUGGGGUGCGUGGUCUCCUUGCUCCCAUCACCACCAAAUGAUGCUUGACCAGUGCUGUGCAGCUCCCCUCUACAUCAUAGCUGUGAGUGGGUCGAAUGAUGCUUGACCAGCUCCCCUCUACAUCAUAACUGUGAGUGGGUCGAAUGAAUUGAGACUCUUUUGCUUCGAACAGUGCUAGCCCAGCAAAGCACUUUCUCUUUGGCUAAACAAUGUAUGUCCAGUCCAGUCCUGUCCCCUCACCCUCUCUGUUACUAUAACUUUUUCUUUUCUCUCUCUGUCUCUCUUUCCCCUCCCGUACAGAAACUGGUGACCCACACAAUGGGCUCCAACCAAUCUGAGCAUGCCAGGGUCAUCCCGGAUCAUUCCACACCUAACUGUUGCAUAAACUGCCGUUUUAUUAAUUUUAUUGUGCACAGACGUUUUUUUUUUCUCUCCCUGCCCCACUGUCAUGAACUGGUCCCCCAAAUGUGACUCCACUGCACUUUUUUUGGAGUUCGCAUCAAUGCCCUUUUGUUUACGUCCACGGAAAGAUCCUGUGUUCCAAUGGUGCAUGUGACUACUAGUGCUGUAUUGCUUGACAGUUGUAUGUGCUGCAUUUCUCGUUCCUCAUGUAUAAGUAAAAAAAAAAGUAAAAGGAAAAGAAAGAAAGAAAAGGAAAAAAAAUGAAAUCUAAGUACUUUUUUCCCCCUCACUUCCUCUUGUUUAGUUACAUAAAAAUGCAUAAAAGGAGAAAAAAACUGUAGCUGAUAGGAUUGGGGCAUCCUGAUAAUGUUUUUAUUGGAACAGGUGGUGUCUCCUUCCUGAUAUUUGUUUCUUUUCUUUUUUUGAUGAUUCCCACCUAAAGUGCUGAAAGCAGAUCUGUGACUAUUCAGUUGGUGUUGAAAAAACCCGUGUGGGCUUUUGUCAUUCGAUUGCAGUUUUGCUGAAAGGCAUUUUAAAGAGGGGACUGUUCUUUUCCAUUGGCCAGUCAGUAGUCUUCAUGAAGCUUCUCCCGCCAGAGAUUGCAGACUGAGUGGUGAAAUUUGCUGACUUGAGAGCAGGAGAAGAGACCGGUUUUUAGUUGAGGUUGGGUUGGAGACUAAAGCCCUGAACUGCUUUCAGCACUGUGGGGAUAUUUUUUCUUUUUGUUUCAUACGGAUAGGAACGAGUUUUAAGUAGAGAGACAGAACACGGAUAAGCUCCUAUAAGACUCUGAAAGGAUGCGAGUUGCACACUGUUGAAACCGACACAGACUUAGUUUCUGAAGAAGAAUGUGAUAUUACAAGUGGACCACUUCAAUGGAGCGACACCUCUCUAGGCAAGGACCUGUGCAAUGUUGACAAUUGGCACAGUCUCCUCCAGUAAGGCCUGUUGUGGAUUGAGGAGUGGUUUUGUUCAAUUUAAAUUUUUGCCAGAGGACCAACCAGCCAGGUCUUUGCCUUCAGGUCGUGCUACGCUUCAGUUUCGCCAUAGUUUAGAAGCAGCCAUAGUUCUAUAGGAGCGUAUAUUGUACUAGAGAGGACAUUUAGCAUAAGCACUGUCAAACACAAGAAAAACCUUUAUUUUCUGGAUGAAGUCAUAUUUUGGAGCGCAAGUUUGAGAAGUGGGUAAUUCAAGUUGACACGGUUUGGAGCAUAAUGGGGUUUUUUGUUUUGUUUACUUUCUAAAUAUACAAGAUGACUAAUGAUAUUUUUUGCAGUCAAGCUAUUUUUUUACAAUACAUUUUUGUAAGGGAUGCAUUUCUGCUGCGGACCAAUUACAUAGAUUUUUUUGUCUGUAUUUUUUUAUUUUGGAUGUCAAAAGUGUUCCAAACUUUUAAUUUGUUCUGAAGUUAAGCGGCUAGAUAAUCAAAUCAUGUUUUUUUUUUCUCUUUUUUUUUUUUUUUUCCUAUUUCUCUGCCUUCCCCUGGUAUUGUUGCGAUCCCUGGGAAAGGCAGAUAACACUAGCCUCCUCUCCUGUGAGGAAGGGUGCCAUGGCAGGAUUUGGUAUCAGGAUGUGUCGAAGGGAAAACUUUGCUGUUCUAACUCUCUUGCUACUCUCGGCUUGGUCAAGAUGUGCUAAAUAUAUCUGUACUGAGCUUGAUGCUUUAAUAAAAAACAAAAUAAAAAUG